UGGUUCGAUUUUUCCACAACCAACUCAUCAGCUUAUCACAUUAUUCAACAUGCUUGCCAAAAUCAUUUUGAUAGCCGUUCUGGCAGUCGUGAGUGUAAGUGCCAAACCAGGAUACGCCCCGCUGGCCUAUUCGGCUCCACUGGCCUAUUCGGCUCCACUGGCCUAUUCGGCUCCACUGGUUGCCGCGGCCCCUGCCGUUGUGACAUCCCAGAGUUCCCAAUUUAUCGCUCGGAACUAUAAUGGAAUUGCCCCGGUAGCUUACGCCGCUGCUUAUACCGCACCGUUAGCCUAUGCUGCCCCAGCCUUCAGUGCAUACACCGCACCGGUGCUGCUUUGAGGAUUUGCACUGGAUAAUGAACGGAUUGGAGCUGUGAUAUUCGAUGAUGAUAAUCACGAUAAUAUAUGCCAGUCGGAAAAAAAACAACGAGGAUUUCUGUUAUGAAAUAUAUUUUUUUUUAGCAAAGUA
This is a messenger RNA of Wyeomyia smithii (pitcher-plant mosquito), 466 nucleotides long. Its product is annotated as cuticle protein 16.5-like. Bases 50 to 337 code for a protein of 95 amino acids. The transcript is spliced from 2 exons. NCBI's taxonomy places the organism in Eukaryota, Metazoa, Arthropoda, Insecta, Diptera, Culicidae. The record is from RefSeq and is a predicted model, not a curated record.